UACACCAUGACUGACAGUAAAUGUGACAGUCAAUUUUACAGUGUUCAAGUUGCAGAUUCAACAUUCACUGUGCUAAAACGUUACCAGCAAUUGAAGCCCAUAGGAUCAGGGGCACAGGGCAUUGUUUGCGCUGCAUUCGAUACAGUGCUUGGAAUCAAUGUUGCUGUGAAGAAGCUGAGUCGACCUUUUCAGAACCAAACCCACGCCAAAAGGGCCUACAGAGAGCUCGUUCUUUUAAAGUGUGUCAAUCACAAAAAUAUUAUUAGUUUAUUAAAUGUAUUUACACCACAGAAGUCACUAGAAGAAUUUCAGGAUGUAUAUUUGGUUAUGGAGCUGAUGGAUGCAAAUUUGUGCCAGGUUAUUCAUAUGGAAUUGGAUCAUGAAAGAAUGUCUUACCUUCUUUACCAAAUGCUCUGUGGGAUCAAGCAUCUCCACUCAGCUGGUAUCAUCCACAGAGAUUUGAAACCUAGCAACAUAGUAGUGAAAUCAGAUUGCACGCUAAAAAUCCUUGAUUUUGGACUGGCAAGAACAGCAUGCACUAACUUCAUGAUGACUCCAUAUGUAGUAACACGGUACUACAGAGCACCAGAGGUUAUCCUGGGAAUGGGAUACAAAGAGAAUGUGGAUAUCUGGUCUGUUGGGUGCAUUAUGGCAGAAAUGGUCCUCCAUAAAGUCCUGUUCCCAGGAAGAGAUUAUAUUGAUCAAUGGAAUAAAGUUAUUGAACAAUUAGGAACACCAUCAGCAGACUUCAUGAAGAAACUGCAACCUACUGUGAGGAAUUAUGUAGAAAACAGGCCAAAAUACCCUGGUAUUAAGUUUGAAGAGCUCUUCCCAGACUGGAUAUUUCCAUCAGAAUCUGAUCGUGACAAGUUAAAAACCAGCCAAGCUAGAGAUUUAUUGUCAAAAAUGCUUGUAGUAGAUCCAGACAAGAGAAUUUCUGUAGAUGAAGCCUUACGUCACCCUUAUAUUACUGUCUGGUAUGAUCCAGCUGAAGCAGAAGCUAAUCACCUGAAGGACAGCUGGAAUAAACUGUCAACAGUGAAGGUAAAAAAUGCUAAAAAACCUCCACCUCAAAUCUAUGAUGCGCAAUUGGAAGAAAGAGAACAUGCAAUUGAAGAAUGGAAAGAAUUAAUAUACAAAGAAGUUAUGGAUUGGGAAGAAAGGAGCAAGAAUGGUGUGGUAAAAGAUCAGCCCUCAGGUAACACAGAUGCAGCAGUGAAUAGCAACACCAGUCCUUCCCAGUCAUCAUCUAUCAAUGACAUUUCAUCCAUGUCAACAGAGCAAACACUGGCCUCAGACACAGACAGCAGCCUGGAUGCCUUGACAGGACCCCUUGAAGGAUGUCGAUGAUUAGCCAUGAUUGCAGACUUGACUUUGGAAAAGAACUCUUGUUUCCAUUGGGCCUGAAUUGCUUGUAAGUUAAUGGAACCAAGUAGAAAAACUCCAUGUUCUGCAUGUUCUAAAGUAAUGCCUGUUGUUUUUUUUUACUCAGUUGUUAUGAAAUUGCCUGCUUAAUGUUGUAGAAUGGAAGCAAAUCAAUGUCUAAAGAACAAAGAAAAUUAAAUUUAGGCACUAUUAUAGGCUUUUCUUUGUUUCAGCCUAUUUCAGGUGAGCAGUUAUAAUAGACUUUUAGCCAAUAACUACUCUUAAAUAGGUUCAUCAAUCUCCAGUCACAGCUGGCAGGCUUCUGUGACACAGUGGUUGUUUACAUUUUAGUACAGUAUUGCUCAUUAGUAGUUUUUUUGAAUGUAUAGUCCCUAUGAAGUUUGUUUUACUGGGUGACUGUGGCAGUUUAUUUAAUGACCCGAGUGUUGUAUGCAAGUGUGGGCUCACAUGGGGAAUGCUUUCAGUAGUGUUUAAAGGGGGCAAUUUUUCUUCCACAUAGCACUUUUUUUUUAAAUCAAAACCUUUCUAGCUUCACUUUUCAGCAAUUCUCUCUUCUUGUAGAAGAGAUAAAUGUGACAUUUAAAGCAUAAUUACUUUGUAUUUCACCUGAGUGUCUCUAACUUUUUCAGUCUUUUAAAUGUGGAUGGAAGAUACAAUGGCUUUAAAAAUCUUGAAGGAUGAGUGACUUAUAUGUGAAGCAGUGCCUGUUUAGAAGAGGAGAGUGCUAAAAUGUUCUGAAUUUUCUAGCUUGUGAUGCUCAUCCUUUAACAAACAGAAACAGAAUUUUUAUCUGUGAUGCUCUUUAUUCACUGCAAACUGAUAAAAUGAGUGAUGACUUGGAGAUACUUGCAGCCUCAAAAAGCUGCAUAAAUAUUUUCCAUUUUUUUAAUGGGUCCAUUCUAUCAAGUGAGUAAUUAAAGAAAUAAAAGUACAGUAGUUCUGAGUCACUCAUAAAUUAAGCAUUUAGUUACCAGAGCUUUGCUCUGUUAUCACCCGAGGAAAGUCUAUUUGUACUGAGAAGAAAACCAUGUUUAAAUACAAAUUUUCUAAAUUCAGUGUCAUACAAGAGGAGGAGGUUAUUUGCUAUUUCCUUACAGAUUUAUCAGUACAGUUUUCAGAAUCAGAUAAUACAAAAUUGCCUGUUACAUUGCACAAUCUGUUGAAUUAGAAAAUGCAUUUGUAGUAGAGUAGGGCUUAAAUAGCUUUGUAGCACACACUUGUGACGUUGUGCACAUUCACUCUGGAGUGCACAGGUGUGAAAUUUUGCUAAAGGAUGUCCUGUGUGCAUGUGUGUGAUUGAACUAUAGAACUGUAAGAGUAAGACAUGUACAAGAUGAGGUAAAACACCACUUUCUUAAAGGCACUAUAUUAACUCUUGAUCAGAUACUCUUGUCUUGCAUAUAUAAAUAGAACCUGUAAAGUAUACUGGCAUUACUGGCAUUACUGACAUACCUCUCUUGUACAACACAACUGUCCAUUGUUCCAGGCCUUAUGACUCAAAAUGCAGCACUUUCUCCUUAUGCAUAUUAAAAAUUUGCCCCUUUUUAAUAGCUUAAUUUGUUGUGGUAAAAAUACCAAGAUUUUAGUGUCCCAGAAGAUGCAAAAACAAUUAACAAAGUAGUUACUGUUAACUUCAGAGUUGUAUUCUGGCAUCUAUGAUUUUUAAAAUUCUGUUUAAUUGAAUUGCAAGAGAUUUGGAGCUUGUUUUUUUUUUUUUUUUUUCUUAUGUUUACUUUUCAACCUAUGGAUAACUUACUUUUAUCUUUGGAUACUGACAGUAUAUGUGAAAUAUUUUUAGUGUAUUCUUGUCACUGGAAAAACAUUUAAAAAUACCUAUUUACCAUAUAGCAGAACAGUAAACUCUGCUGUUCUUUUGCUUUUUUUAGUCCAUGUUAUUUGUGUAAGUUAAAACAGCUGAAGGCACCUAUUCACAAUGAACAGUAGUGAUUCAUUAUGGAAAUCAUCUGAUGAAUUUAAUUUUUCAAGACUUUUACUUUUUUCAUCUGAAGUUACACUGCUAUGUUCAUUUUAACAGUUUCUUCUUUAGAAGACUUAGAGAUUUAUUUCUUUUUCCCCAUGUGAUUUCAAUUCUCACAUAGUUGAAUUUUUCCUGUUGGACUUGGGCUGCUCAGCACAAUGGAGGGUUGGAUCAGAUCACCUCCAGGUCUAUUCCAACCUAAAAUUAUUCUGUGAUUCAAAUUGUCUUUUAAUGUUUUUAACAAAGCUGUCCUGUCUUCAUGACUUGAACUGGUAUCUGUCCUUCUCCUAGUACAUACUAUUAGCUUGAACAUACGCUCUUGGAACAAGAAAAGAAACCCCAACCUUAAGAUUAAAUGAGUUUAUUUGUAAGUCUUGUAGGAAAAGCUGUCUCAUCCCUAAUUUUUUUUGAUGUCUUCUUGCAAUGGCAUAGAUUGAAGCUUAGCUACAGAAUGCCUUCAGAGCAUGCAUGAAAUGUCUGUGAAUAUUGUGGAUUUUGACUCCAGUUUAAUUCCAAAGUGAAGUGCAAAUGCACAUGGAUCUCCAGAGGGCACGUGCAGACAAUACCCACCAAACCCAGCCAGGUGCAUGCUGCAGUUCCCAGGCUACCACACCUUGCUCAUUAAGGCCCUCAAUGCACUGCAUGCAGCUUCUCCCCAUAUCACUGCUCCUGACUGCAGAAGAAAUUCAGUGCCAGGUUUGUGACAUGGUUGUGAAUGCCACAAGAAUCUCCUCACUGAUGGAAAACAAAAUGCAAUGUAACUUGACAGGGGUUUAAAAAUUAAGAGAGUCUGGUGUGCAAUAUAAUCACUUCUAUUCCUAAUACUAAAAUUAUGUAUGUAAAGUGAUGCAAUUGAUAUUUUUUUUGCACUUUGGCAUUUAUAAAUAUUUAUAUGUAUUUAAAGAUUAAGAAUAUGUGUGUGUAUACAUAUAUAUUAAGAAAACAGCUCAGUUUUGUAAACAUGAACGUUACUUUCCUUUGAGAGACUUUGUAUAGUGUUAACACUACUGCAGCAUACAUAGACAAUUUAUGAAGUAUGAUUAAAAUAAAUAGUGGUCAGCAUAGAUACAAUCUGUAAUCUUAACUGCUCACCUGAAAAAGAAAGGGAUCUUUGGCUGUCAAUAGAUACAUUACCAGAAACUUGUUAAACAUCUGAACACUGAGUAGCUGAAUGGCAUUGCAGAAAUGGAGUAUGUUUUAAACAGUUCAUUUCAUCUGUGCUCAUAUCAUCUUUCCUCAAAAAAGCCUUAGAAAGAGAAGCUUGGCAUUUUGCUAUCUGGGUAAGCAGCCUUUAAGUGUACUUUGAGGAAAUACUGUGAUAUGACAAGUCUAGGUCUUUAUGGAAAAACAUGAGAAACGGAUGUCAAAAUUAAGGCUUUGUCUCUGCAUGGAUCAUACAAACUAAACUAGUCUUAGGACUGGAAACUACAGUUUGCAAACAGCCUUUGAAGUUUUGUAAUGUUUCCAGACAGGGCUUGCAUUUUUUUGUCAAAAUAAUGAAAAACUCAACCUUGACUAGAAAUUAACUAGUUGGUUGGAGAGUUUCAAAAGCUGUUAGGAACCAGAGGGCUCUUGAGGUUUUGUCUUUUUUUACAUCCUAACAGAGCAUAUGUGUUUAUUUCAAAUUAAUUAAAAGAAAAAAAGCAAUUCCAUAUGUUUAAUUUUUUCUUUCUUAAAGGAAGGACCUUAAAUGCUAAAUCACUUUCCUUAAAAUUAUAAUUUUAUGAAUGAAGUAGGAUUUAGCUAUUCCAAACACAGCUGACAUACAGAGUCUCCAAGGACAGGGUGGGUGAGCCUUGUGUUGUCACAGGGGCCACCCUCCAGCUGGGAGUGAGCUGGGAGGUCACAGCUCCAGGUGCAGACAAACCUUUGUGGCUGUUGGGGAGCGUGGGUUCAGCCCUGCAGCAGCACAGAGUGCUUGGGGUAAAUGCUGAACUGCAUUUGUCUGCAUGUUCCACCUGUAUCAUAUGGAUUCUAGCAGGGCUUGAUGCUAAACGUAGUGAGACCAUAUCCUGGGAACCAGAUUAUUUCCUGGGAUGUGUUUUGUGUCGUUCCUGCUCAAAACUGGUUUUGAUCCAGGUACGCCUGCAUCCAGAUGCAAAAUUUGAACUUGAGUUUUAUAAUUAAUCUAGUGAUUUCUUUGCUUUUCCAGAGUGUCUUGAAUUAUUUUUUUAACGUGUUGAAAUAUGACAAAAAAGUGUAUUCUGGUUCAUUAUUUUACAUAUUUUAGAUUGUCUUUAACGUGAGUGAUGUUCUAAAAGCUUCUUACACAAGUUGUCCAAUCGGUUUUGGUUUUUGCCCGCUCUGCAUGCUAAAGUAAUGUCUGGAGCUAAAAGAAUCUUUAAGUAAAACAUCUUUUCUCAUAUUAGCUUUGGAGGAAAGUGAAAGAUAAACGUUUAUACUGCUUUUGUUUUAUAAAAUUAUUUUUGCAGCUAAAAUUUCAGUUGUUGGACUUCAAUCUCAAUGUUGCUUUGUGGAUAUAAAUUUCCUGGGUCCGCUAUUUCAAACAUGUGUAUAACAAGUCCAUUAUAAAAUUAAACUAAUAAAAUGCACUCGUCUGUAAUUUCUCAUUGAAAACUUGGCAAAUCAUUUCAGUCCAAGAAUUCAAAACUAAAUGGAGAAAAUACAUUUAACUAUUUUAAAUUUAUUCCUUGAUGUUGCUGCUUAUUUUUUUAAAAGGUGCUUGCAUUUUUGCACAAAAGAAAUCAACUUUAUUAAUUGCUGGGUUUGAAGCACUUUAGGAUUCUUCUAAACACAACCAUAUAUGGUAUGAAAAGAAAUGACAUAACAUGCUUAAUGUGUUUAAAUUUUGGUUGUGGUCUUUGCUAUUCUGAUAGAUUUGAUCAGCCUGUUUCUUUAAACCAGUUUUCAGAGAUUAGAAAUCAGAAACCUUUUGGGGGCUGAAAUUUAACGCAUGGUAAGAGAUCAUUUGAGAGAUACCUUCUGAGUGGGUGACUUGAUUGGCAGUGUGACUACCUGGCCAUUUAUUAGAAAAGGACACAGCAAUGUCUGUUCCUGUAGCAAGGGCAGCUUGCUGUGAGCACUGGGAUUCUUUUUUUAAACAAAUAAACUUUUCUUAACUCUUGGCUAUGCAUUGUCAGGUGGUAUGUGCUGUGGUAAGGCCAGGACAGCUGCUCUGUGGGACUCCCCUGCAGCAGAUGCUCUGUGACUAGCACGGGGACACUGUCCCUGCUCUGCAGUGCUCCAAAUACCAAACCCCUGGUAUUUGUGGGGCAUCCUUGAGCAAGUCCCUGUGUUUCUUUCCCCGGCUGGGCAGUAGCUCAGCACUCCAGAGCUCCUUAGGAUAACAGCAGAGGAGAAGGAGUCAGGUAGGAAGCACAUUUGGUGCUGGCUGCCUGAAGCACAGCUUGUGUUUGUUGCUGAUCACAGAGCUCCUUAUACCCCUGAGCAUGUGCUUUUGUCUUGUCUUCUAACAGAGUAAACCAUUUUUUGAAAACCCAAGUGUGUCACAAGCUUUUCUAUGAAUUCAGAUGCUUAAAUUGGUGCUAAUUUUUUAAAAGAAAAUGUAACAGAUGAUUAGCACUGUAUUUGUCUUUGAUACCUAUAUUUUCUUAACUGGUAGCAAGCCAAACUUUAUAAAAUUACUAAUGUGCAUUUUCAGCUUCAUCAGAUUCCCAGGUUUUCCUGAAGUAAAAUGUUUAAAUGUCCAUGGUGGAUACUGCUUCUGUGGAGCCAUUGCUUUCAGGUGUUUCAUACACUAAUCAAAUGAACAAAAUUAGAACAGACAGCAGUACCUGACUAUCCCUUUCUUUAAAUCACAACAUGGUUUCUCAGGUGAUUUUAGCAGUUUAGUGUGAUCCAGAUGCCUAAUUAAGAGCAAGCUAAAGAUACCUGUGUGCAGUUAACUCAGUACAUUGAAGCCUUACCUGGUUGUUAAAGAUAAUUUAUAAAGAUUAUACGAAGCUUCAUCUAUUUUAAAGAGGGAAUAAUAAGCAGAAAUAGUUAACUGUUUUCAUACAAAUUAAAUGUAAAUUCAGAAAAUAUAUUAUUUAAUGUAUUACAGAACACAGGCUAUUAAAGAGUGUAAUAGGCUCAGAGAGUGAUUAGUUAUGAAAUCCAGUUUUAUAUAAUGACUCAAAAUAAACCCCCUCCAGAAUGUAGUUCUUUGAGAAUUUCUUUUGAACGCCUUUGAGUUUAACUCCCCUCAGAAUCCUUAGCUGGUUUGGUCCUCUUUCCCACUUCCUCUUAACCAAAUGUCACCAAAAGUAGCAUCAAGCCCUGUCACUUGUUACAGUGUUCUGGUUCUGUGGCCUUAACAUUAGUUAUAGUCUGGUAUAUAAUUUCAGAAGAAAGAUGUGCUUUGAAGUCUAACUAUAGAUACAUGUGGCCUCUUCUGCCUAUGGAAUUAGGCUCUGAUUGUCAGAUCUCAUUCUCGAUGCUUGUGCAAUUUUGUCUGAUGCUGUUCUUUGGUUUCAGGGUGACUAGAAAAAAAUUUUUUGCGUUUGUUUUAGUUUUUUUUAUGGACAGCAGUCAUGCUUCAUUGGUUUUUUUGGACUGAUUCUUUGGGAAACUAGAAUUUCAUAAGGAAAACUGUCAAUAACUAGUUCUGUAGUUCUAGUUAAAGCCUUGUUCUGAAGCUUUUUGGUUGUUUGUUUUGUUUUUAUUUUCUUUCCAAAAAUGUUAUCAUAAAACAGUACUAAAGCCACUGUAAAAUUACAAAUAAAUAUGUAUACAUAAAAGAUUUGAGCAGUCUGUCUCAUUUGCUAUAUUUUUUCUUUCUUGGUUCUUUCUAUGUUGAAGUAGAAUGUUUUAUGUAACCAGUGAUGUGUUUUUGAUGUAUAGAUUACUUCUUUCAAAACAUGAAAUUUCAGGUGCCACUUUAGUUUCCAGUUAACCAAAACAUAGGUGUCGGCAUGAAAAAUGAAUGAAAAAAUACUUUAAGAGCAACUGGAAUUU
Messenger RNA from Cinclus cinclus, 8281 nucleotides. It is a transcript of the gene MAPK9, whose product is annotated as mitogen-activated protein kinase 9. NCBI's taxonomy places the organism in Eukaryota, Metazoa, Chordata, Aves, Passeriformes, Cinclidae. Gene Ontology annotation, biological process: JNK cascade; protein phosphorylation. The coding region runs from base 7 to 1350 and encodes 447 amino acids. The record is from RefSeq and is a predicted model, not a curated record. Gene Ontology annotation, molecular function: ATP binding; JUN kinase activity. Gene Ontology annotation, cellular component: nucleus; cytoplasm. The transcript is spliced from 13 exons.